This is a messenger RNA of Penicillium canescens, 651 nucleotides long. RefSeq lists its product as uncharacterized. The record is from RefSeq and is a predicted model, not a curated record. The transcript is spliced from 3 exons. Bases 1 to 651 code for a protein of 216 amino acids. Lineage: Eukaryota; Fungi; Ascomycota; Eurotiomycetes; Eurotiales; Aspergillaceae.
AUGGUUAUGAAGCCUAGUCCGACGCUGAAUUUGACACUUCAGCUGAUUCUCCUAAACUUUCUCAGCUUCUUCUUCUUCUUCUUCUUCUUCUCCUCCGCAGAGAGCUUCGAACCUCACAGAGGACCUUUGAUCGAAGAGCGGGCUACAAUCGUGCGCCCGUAUCCCCACCCAAGGAGCGGACUCGAUGCCCAUGCCGGGGGUGGAAGUGGCCAAGACGAUCAGACGGGAAAGGUGAUGUGGGAUCCACUCGCCGGCGGAGGAUCGGCCGACGAAGGUGGCAAGCCAUACAUUGACCAUGCGCAGGGGCGCUCUGAAUCCUCUGGAUCUUCUGCAACAAACCCAGGCCCUUCGGGUCCAGGCUUCCCGGUAAACCUCCCAAACGGCCGAGCGAUCGCUUUGCCGACCAGCCGGGAACGAAGCGGUCAAACUAUGCCUUUGACCUCAUCGACUGAGAGACCAGGAGCGAUCUCCCUCGACCAGCCGCAGACGACCCGAGCUACGAAAAACGGACCUUUGUUUAUCUCGGUCGGUACCUCUCUGUGGGCUAGCGUUGAUAACGGUAUUCACUACUCCUCAGUCAACUGGAGCCUUCUCCAGGGAAUAAUGUCCACCGUACUUCGGAGCAAUCGAGCCGAGAACGUCGUUCUCUAG